AAAUCUAAAAGUUGCCGUGAUUGAGAAUCGCUGCUCUACAGAUUUCAGAAAUCUCUCAGGGGAGAAUUUAGGAAAAGAAUUCAAACUGAAAAACUCUCAAUGGGGGGGGAAAAUAAUAAUAAUAAUAAAUCAGACUGCAAAAAAGGCUGAAGAGAAAGGAGCAUAAAACGACAGCGAGAGACAAAGAAGCAACACAACCACCAUUGCUGUCGGUUGUCCCAGGCGAUCUGGAAAGUACCAGAGAGAGAAUAUGAUUGAAGGUCUCCUGCUGUGAGGUUACACCUUGGCAUCCGUCCCUAACCCUCGUGAAUGGAAAAAAAAAUGGAGGGGAUUGUAAUCGAUCACUCUGCAUGGGGCUGCACCUGUUCCUUUAUAUGCCAGUUGCCCACCUGGACAAAGUCCCUGGCUGGCCCUCUUCCGUGUGGGUCCCCCUCCCCAGAGGAGUAUACAGGAAGGACCUCGGAAAAUUCAGAAGGCUGACGACCUGCAUAUCAGGACAUAAAAGGAGGAGACAGUGGUCCUUAUGACCACAUCGGCCGUGGACCUCCGUCGGAGAAGAAACCAAGGAUGGAAGGGAACUUCUGGAAGACCUGGAUGGUGGUUGGAACUCUUUCGUUCUUUGGGACCUCCUCACUACCCCAUACUAAACCCUUGACCUACAAGGAGGUUGUGGCCCUUGCAGUGGCCAUCUACAAUAGCAGAUCAGGAGAAGACUGUGUAUACCGGCUUCUGGGGGCUCUUGCUGAGCCUCAGUGGGAUCCCAUUUCUGAAAGCCAUCAAGAGCUGAACUUCACCAUCAAGGAAACCAUGUGUCUCUUGGAAGAUGUGGUUUUCUUUGAGGAAUGUGGCUUCAAGGAAGGUGGGGUGGUCAGGCAAUGUACUGGCUGCUACUUUUUUGAUGAGAGGCCCCCAGUGGUUGCACUCACCUGUGUAGUUUUGGCUGGAAUGGAGGAGGAGAAAGGAGAAGA
Molecule: messenger RNA, 968 nt
Organism: Notechis scutatus (mainland tiger snake)
Lineage: Eukaryota; Metazoa; Chordata; Lepidosauria; Squamata; Elapidae
Source: RefSeq, a predicted model, not a curated record